Diospyros lotus (date-plum) is the source of this 2315-nucleotide messenger RNA. RefSeq names its product glucose-6-phosphate isomerase 1, chloroplastic-like. Gene Ontology annotation, biological process: glycolytic process; gluconeogenesis; glucose 6-phosphate metabolic process. The transcript is spliced from 14 exons. Gene Ontology annotation, cellular component: cytosol. Gene Ontology annotation, molecular function: carbohydrate derivative binding; monosaccharide binding; glucose-6-phosphate isomerase activity. The record is from RefSeq and is a predicted model, not a curated record. NCBI's taxonomy places the organism in Eukaryota, Viridiplantae, Streptophyta, Magnoliopsida, Ericales, Ebenaceae. Bases 159 to 2000 code for a protein of 613 amino acids.
UUCUGCUGCGACCUUCCAAAAUACUCUCCUCCUUUCACUUCUACCAACCCCAAUCGAAUUCAAACCCCCUACCCCCUCUCUCCCUCCCCAAAGCUUCCUGAGCCACCUCGCCUCUUUUCGUCCCUCUCUCGUCGACUUCACCGCUCUUUUCCUCUCCCAUGGCGUCGAUAUCGGGCCUUUGCUCGUCGUCCUCGGCUUUCAAGAAGCCGGAGAAAUUCGCUCUCAAGAGCGGACCUUAUUCGUCGCUCGGAAGAGAGUCGAUUCCCUUCUCGAACCGCUCCAAGGUGUCCCAGCGGUGUUCGGCGCAGUCGGUGGUCCUGGCGAGUUCGUUUCCCAAGGGGAAGGGCCGCGGAGGGUUGGAGAAGGAUCCCAGGGAUUUGUGGCGGAGAUACGUCGACUGGCUGUAUCAGCACAAGGAGCUCGGCUUGUUCCUGGACGUGAGCCGGAUCGGCUUCACGGACGAGUUCGUGGAGGAGAUGGAGCCGAGGUUUCAGGCGGCCUUCCGAGCCAUGGGCGAGCUCGAGAACGGCGCCAUUGCCAAUCCCGACGAGAGCCGAAUGGUCGGCCAUUACUGGCUCCGGAGUCCUCACCUCGCCCCCACCUCCUUCCUCCGCGUGCAGAUCGAUAAUACCCUUAAAGCUGUUUUGAACUUCGCCCGGGACGUCGUUAGCGGUAAGGUUAAGCCCCCUUCAUCUCCAGAUGGUCGCUUUACACACUUACUUUCUGUUGGAAUUGGAGGUUCUUCUCUUGGACCACAAUUCGUUGCAGAGGCAUUAGCCCCUGAUAAUCCUCCUCUAAAGAUAAGGUUCAUUGACAAUACAGAUCCAGCUGGCAUUGACCAUCAGAUUGCGCAGCUUGGCCCUGAGUUAGCUUCUACGCUUGUAAUAGUGAUAUCAAAGAGUGGAGGUACUCCGGAAACUAGAAAUGGUUUAUUGGAAGUACAGAAGGCUUUCCGAGAAGCUGGUCUGGAAUUUGCAAAACAGGGUGUUGCUGUUACACAAGAGAAUUCAUUGCUGGACAACACUGCAAGAAUUGAGGGUUGGUUAGCUAGAUUCCCAAUGUUUGACUGGGUGGGUGGUAGAACUUCUGAAAUGUCUGCAGUUGGUCUACUUCCAGCAGCUCUUCAGGGAAUUAACAUUGAAGAAAUGCUUGCGGGUGCAGCAUUGAUGGAUGAAGCUACUAGGACAACUGUGGUGAGGAGCAACCCUGCUGCAUUGCUGGCUUUGUGCUGGUAUUGGGCUUCUGAUGGAGUAGGAUCCAAGGAUAUGGUUAUUCUUCCUUACAAGGAUAGCCUGUUAUUAUUCAGUAGGUAUUUACAGCAGCUGGUCAUGGAAUCACUUGGGAAGGAGUUUGACUUGGAUGGCAAUCGGGUGAAUCAAGGACUUACUGUCUAUGGAAAUAAGGGAAGCACUGAUCAGCAUGCCUAUAUCCAACAGCUAAGGGAGGGUGUGCACAACUUCUUUGCGACAUUCAUUGAAGUGCUGCGUGAUAGACCACCUGGCCAUGACUGGGAGCUGGAACCAGGGGUCACAUGUGGUGAUUACUUGUUUGGAAUGCUGCAGGGAACAAGGUCAGCUUUGUAUGCUAACGACCGAGAGUCCGUUACAGUCACUGUACAAGAAGUGACACCUAGAUCAGUUGGGGCACUAGUAGCCCUGUAUGAGAGAGCAGUUGGGAUUUAUGCCUCACUGAUAAACAUUAAUGCUUACCAUCAACCUGGUGUAGAAGCUGGGAAAAAGGCAGCAGGUGAAGUUUUAGCUCUCCAAAAGCGGGUUCUUGCUGUGCUCAAUGAAGCCAGCUGCAAAGAGCCUGUUGAACCAUUAACCCUUGACGAAGUAGCUGAACGCUGCCAUGCUCCUGAAGACAUUGAGAUAAUUUUCAAGAUUAUCGAGCACAUGGCUGCCAAUGACAGAGCACUUAUCGUUGAAGGUAGCUGUGGUUCUCCUCGCAGCAUCAAAGCUUUCCUUGGGGAGUGCAACGUCGGCGAAAUGUUCUCGUAAGAUGGACUUGCGCCGCAUCACCACUAUGUUUCAUGUAAUUUGCCUGUAUUUCAACAGAUAAAAGAGGCUCCAUCCCCCGGUUUAAGCAGUCAGCUUUGAUCAUUUGUUUUGGAUCGAGGACAAUUUGUUUUGGAAUAAUCUGGACAUGAGAGAUCCCGUGUGGCCGCCGAUCCCACUCUCCAUCAGGGCUUUUGAUAUAUUGUUGCUGUGAAUUAUUGUAAUCGAUCUCACUUAAUGGAAUUAAAGCUUGUGAUUAUUGUUCUUGUUGAUGAUGCUUUAUUCAGAGUAACAGAGUUUUUACUUUGAGAAUGAUUA